Oryzias latipes (Japanese medaka) is the source of this 2144-nucleotide messenger RNA. RefSeq names its product glycine N-methyltransferase (gene gnmt). Gene Ontology annotation, cellular component: cytosol. Lineage: Eukaryota; Metazoa; Chordata; Actinopteri; Beloniformes; Adrianichthyidae. The record is from RefSeq and is a predicted model, not a curated record. Gene Ontology annotation, biological process: protein homotetramerization; regulation of gluconeogenesis; S-adenosylmethionine metabolic process. Gene Ontology annotation, molecular function: S-adenosyl-L-methionine binding; glycine binding; identical protein binding.
GAACGUCAUUGGUUUAAAGUUUGUCCCUCCGUAUAUUGUAGAAAUAAAACAUACCGCUAGCAUGACGGCAGGAUACUUUUCAGAUAAAGCGCUUCGUUAAAGUGCUUUUUUUAUUUAACUACUUCAUACUUGUGGUGCUGUUCGAGCGAAGAGAAGCUAAAGGCAGCAGCAUGUCGGUAGACAGUGUGUUUCGGACUCGGUCUCUCGGUGUAGCCGCCGAGGGGCUUCCUGACCAGUACGCCGAUGGGAAAGCAGCGAAGGUGUGGGAGCUGUACAUCGGAGACACUCAGAGCAGGACGCAGGAGUACAAAAGCUGGGUGGUGUCGCUUCUGAAGCAACAUGGGGUGCGAACCGUGCUGGAUGUAGCCUGCGGGACAGGAGUUGACUCCAUCAUGUUGGUGGAGGAGGGCUUCAACAUGGUAAGUGUGGAUGCCAGUGACAAAAUGCUCAAAUAUGCACUGAAGGCCAGAUGGGACAGAAGAAAGGAGUCUGCUUUCGAUCAGUGGGUCAUUGAAGAGGCCAACUGGCUGACAUUGCAAGCAGACAUCCAUAAACCAGCAGACGGCUAUGACGCCGUCAUCUGCCUUGGCAACUCAUUUGCUCAUUUACCAGACUUCAAAGGGGACCAAAGUGAACAGAAGUUGGCACUUCAUAACAUUGCCAGCAUGGUGAGGCCAGGAGGCAUCCUCAUCAUCGACCAUCGUAACUAUGACUACAUACUGGAGACAGGGCGGGCACCGCAAGGCAAAAAUAUUUACUAUAAGAGCGACCUGACGCAGGACAUCACCACCUCAGUGCUGUGGGUCAACAGUAAACCCCACAUGAUCACCCUGGACUACACCAUCCACGUGCCCCAGGCUGAGCACAACAACCUUCCUGAAGUCAGCAAGUUUCGUCUGUCCUAUUACCCCCAUCGCCUGGACAACUUCAGGGAGCUUUUGAAGGAGGCCUUUAGCGGUAAGAUGGAGCACAGCGUCUACGGAGAUUUCCAGACGUACGUUCCGGGACGUUCCCAGCCGCCCUGCUACUUCAUCCACGUCUGCAAGAAGGCUGCCUAGAGGAGCCGCUCCGAGUUCAGUCCUGCCGUUCGGGGUUUUAAGGCUUCAAUAUUUGUUUUUAGUCGUUUUACUGUCAGUCGUGCAUGGUCGCUAAAACCACAUUGUACUGCAGAAAGCUGAUUAAAGAAGCUCAUAUACAGUGAAGGGCACAAUCUGCUGUGAUGGAUCAAAAAAAAAAAAAAAAUUCGACUUUGGUGCAUUUAAAAAAUCUACUGGACCAUAGUUUCCCUCAGUGUGCUGCAUGCUGCUGUUGCAUUCUCUGUUUCUUCUGGCUGUAUAUAUUUUUAAUGUUUGUCAGAAUGGUGCUGUACAUAGUACAGGAUGAAUGGCACAUAUGUACAGUGAUAUGCCUUGGUAUAUGUGCAUAUUUAAUUUACCACAUUGGUCUUAAAAUGAAAGCAUUAAUAGGAUGAAUCUGACAGUCCUCUAAACAAUGUCCUGCCUGUUAUCUUUAGGUCUGCUGCUGCUUUUCUUUAGGGCACUAAAUUAUUAUUAAUAGAAUAUUUAAAUGUAUCCUUUUCAAAUGUUCUCUCUUGCGUCUUUGCUUUAACGAUUUCCUGAACGCGUAAGUUCACAUUAGUAUUGGUGAAUGCUGUGACCGACUGAUUAAGCUUUCACCUGUUUGGAGCCAAAGAACGUCUAGAACCCAACUUGAAGUGUAGUUUAUCAUUUCAGCUAAAGGUGCUACUGCUGAAAUGUUUCUAUAGCUGGAUAAUCAAAGUUGCCAAAAUUUCAUGUGUUUCACUUUUAUUUUUACCUUUUAAUAAUGUUCUUUUAGGAUGAGCAAAGAUUUACAUUUCUCAAUAUUUUCUAUUACGAGGUUUUCUCUGGAAAGAUAAUGGAAUUAGGGUCACGAUGAUAACUGAGGCUAUAGUAAUUAACAAAGAUGUCCAACAGUUGAACUGUUUGUAAUUGAAGCAGAGAAACAUUUUGGUAAGAUCCAAAGAAAUUUAGAGAACCACAAAGCCAAUUUUUGAAGGUCGUUACACAGAACAUAGCGUGUGUUCCACAGAUCAACAGUUUAUAGCAGAAAUUGCUGGGAUUCUUGUACAUGAUGCUUUCAUAAAUAAAGUGAAAAACACUGGA